This is a messenger RNA of Striga asiatica, 1528 nucleotides long. Lineage: Eukaryota; Viridiplantae; Streptophyta; Magnoliopsida; Lamiales; Orobanchaceae. The record is from the annotation of a GenBank genome assembly.
AAUUAACCAAACCAAACCAAAAAACUAAAAAUUUUUAUCAACAUAUAUGCUCUAACCCUCUACUCUUCAAGUACUACAGUGUUCAUCUUCCCCAUCUCAACACUGGCAAAUGGAGAAACUCAUCGAGCUCUCCGACCACGAAAUCCGCAUCGACUUCGCACUGGACUGCAAAUGCCGUACCACCAUGCGCCUCAAAUCCCUCAUCUACAACUCCCCUCUCGCCUUCAAGGUCCAGACAUCCUCCCCACACAAGUUCCUGGUCAACCCGCCGAGCGGACUCGUCCCUCCCCUCUCCACCGCCACCUUCCAAGUCGUCCUCAAGCCCCAGCCCCACCUACCCUCCGCCUUCCCCCGCUCUCCCGCCGACCGAUUCCUCCUCAGAACCGCCGCCGCGCCGGACCUCGCCCCCGACUCGCCCGAGUCGACCCGCCCCGAGCUCCUCAGCCGGUGGUUCAACUCCGACCCCCACCGCCGGACCUUCGACGUCAAGCUCAGGGUCUACUUCGUGGGACCCUUCCUCAUCGCACACGCCGUAGACGCCGGGGAUUUCGAGGCGGUGAGGGGAAUCGUCAAGAGGCAGAGUUCGAUCGUCGCCGAGUUUCCGGAUCGGGAGGCCGAGUCGCUGUACCGAGCGGCGGCUCGGUUCCCGGACAUUCUGGGUUUGCUCCUGGAGGCGGGUCUCAGGACCGACGUGCGACGGGAGGAGCUGCAGUCGGCGGCGGACGAUCGGAGCACGGACCGGCAAACGGCGUUGUCUGGGGCGGCGACGAACGGUGACCGUUGGAUGGUGGAGAUGCUCCUCGGGGCCGGCGCGGGCCCCACUGUUGGUGACGUGGAUGGCUACCGUCCAGCCGCUGGUGUUGCUCGAGAUAAGGGCCACACUGACGUGGUCAAAUACGUCGAACGAGGCAGACAAUUGCUCGAUGCAACCAGACACGGACAUCUCGACACCCUCAAAUCCCUACUCAAAACGGGCGUAUCCGCAAACUCGGCGGACAGUCACGGACUGACGCCACUCCACGUGGCAGCUAUCAAGGGGAAUGAAGAGGCGAUCAAUAUGCUCGUCAGGUCAGGCGCCAACGUGGACCCCACUGAUGCCGAGGGCCACACGCCCCUCCACCUGGCAGUCCAAGGUGGAUUGACCGAGAUAGUUCGGAUCCUUCUAGAAAGAGGGGCCGAUGUGAAUGCAAGGAGCAAUAGAGGCGCGACACCUGUUCGAAUCGCCCGGUUGAUGGGCGACGAUGAUAUCAAGCGACUUUUGGUGGCCAAAGGGGCAUCUUCAUGAUUUUAUUUAAUUUUUAAUAAUAUGUUUAUGGAUGUAGACACUGUCUGGUCUUAAUGAUUGUAUAUUUGGAGGAAAUUUUUUGCAAUAAUUUGCAUGAACUGAACUUAGGGUUAUAUGUACUGCAGCUGAAAAAUCACUGUAUCUUAAAUGUGAUUAUGUACGCAAUAACAUAUUUUGAAUGAUUGUUUCCUUUUUUAUAGUUGACCCUUUGGUAAUAAAUACCCAUUGAUUGAUCUGAUCCAA